UUGGCUCAAAAUACCAGAUCAUUUAUUAUAGCAUGUUAAAAUUGCCACUUUGUAGGUAUAAGCAAAAAUUUGCCAUUUUUGUGUGUGUCCUUUUAAAUCCAAAUGAGCUGCACUAAAUGGCAGUGGCGUGGUUGGAAAGUGCAGAUUAAGGGGCGGUAUUAUCACCUUCUGACAAUGGGAGCCAAAUUUCAAUUUUUCACAUGCUUGCAGAGAAUGAUUUACUAAAAUUAAGUUACUGGGUUGAUCUUUUUCACAUUUUCUAGGAUGAUAGAAGCACUGGGGACCCAAUUAUAGCACUUACACAUGAAAAAAGUCAGAUUUUCAUUUAGAGUCAGGAUUAGUCUUGAGUAUUACACUGUAAAAAGUGAAAAGUUGGAUCAACAUAAAAGAAGGACAUGGGUUCAAAACCAGGGAACACACAUACUGGUUACCUUGUAAUGCACUGUAUAAGUCCCUUUGUAAAGCAUCUGCCAGAUGAGUAAAUGUGAAACGUGAUUAUAGAUCAUUUGAAAGAUCUCCAAGAUUUGCACUAAAGGAAAGGCACAAUCCAAGACCUGGAAAUUGCAUAACAACAUGCCAAAAUCUCUCUCUCUCUCUUUCUGGUUUCUGCUAUGUAUCAUUGUUCUGUGCUUUGGGAUUGUGAGAUUGCAUACUGUAUUUUUCUCUGUUCACCCCCCAACCCCACCCCAAAGGAUUACACUGGGAAAUUCAGUGUAAGUGUGGUCCAUCUGUCACUCCAAACCCACUCUAUCCCAUGAGCUCACCGGCUCUGUCAGCUGAUUCCAGUGUUGUAUUAUAAAACUACCAGUCACUUAUGUCAUCAUAAAAUCUAAGUUAUGUAAAUAACUGGUAAAAGACUGGUAUUUUGAAAAAUAGGUCUCACUGUUAUCUUUUCCUUUUCUUGUCAUAUCUACACCAAAUUCCAUGAUCAAUUCCCCAUAGGUCAAAUCAAGUCAGUUUUUGUUUUGCUUAACAACAUACAUAUACUGAAAAAAUGUCACAUUAUGGAAGUGAAAGAUACUGUAAGUGACAGUGUGUUAAAUCUUUAGUCUGCUUGGAUACUUGACUAAUUAUUUCCAUGCCUGUGUGCAUGAAAAGUAUUGUUUACAAAACCUUUCUAUUAUGUAAAUGCCAUUAACAAUUUGGUACUAAGGUCUUGAAACGGCCUUCUCUUUAGAAAUUAUUUUUCACUUCAUUUAUGCUUUGAAUAGCCUCGUAAUGGAACAGUUAUAGGAUUUGGGGACCACAAUGGUGUCUUUAUUACUCAAAGUGUCUUAACCUUGGUCAGACUCCAUUUUGACAGUUUUAUUGGGAGAUAAUGACCUCACAGAACAAGAGCUGAUCAUUCAAUGGGUUUUGUGAGACGAACGUGAAUAGAGGUAAGUACUUGUCAAACUACAAAAUAAUGAAAUUAAAAGGGACUUGGCUGUAAUUACUUUUAGUUUAUUUACAGGGUCAGGGGAUGUUUAUGAAGCAUUUAAACACCAGCUUGGUCAGACUACUAAAAGACCAGCUAAACCUCGAUGGACCAGUAUGGUGGGGAACCCUUUGAAAGGAAUGGGUUUUGGAGGAGGAGAAGAGAAGGCUGAGGAGGAGACCCCCAAGGACCCAGCAAAGGCCGCUGGUAUGACCAGAGAAGAAUAUGAGGAGUACCAGAAACAAUUGGUGGAGGAAAAGAUGGAGAGGGAUGCAGAUUUCUUGCACAAAAAAGCAGAGAGAGCGACUUUAAGAGUGUGUCUACGAGAAAAAUAUCGACUUCCUAAAAGUGAGCAGGAUGAGAACAUGAUCCAAAUAGCUGGAGAUGAUGUUGAUGUUCCUGAGGAACUUCUGAAGAUGGUAGAUGAAGAUGCCACAGAGGAAGAGGAGAAAGACUCCAUCCUGGGGCAAAUGCAAAACUUACAGAACAUGGACAUGGAUCAGAUCAAAGAGAAGGCGAGUGCCACAUUUACCGAGAUAAAGUCCAAAGCUGAGGAGAAGUGCUCUGUCAUGUAAUGGUUUAACAAAAUCAUAGAUUGUGCAAAUUUGUUUUUUAAUUCAAAUAAAUAUCUUCAUUGUAAUCCCUCCCUAAUUUUCAUUGCUGCUGAUUUUGUUUAAUAAGUGUGAAUAAAAAUCACUUCAGUGUAUAGAGGAGAGCGGGGUUUGGGGCAAGUCGUCACAUGCUUUUCACACUCUAAAUAGUUAACCCCGGUUAUUCUUAUCCCUCGGCGCAGUAACACCCUCCCUCUCCCAUUAUGAGAGGGAGAAGGGGAGCGGACUUUUCAGGCGAGUCAAAGUACUCCCAAAAGUGCUAUUACGCCAUAAAAUAUAGUUCCUCUUUUAAAUCCGCUUAGAAAAGCGCUACAUUUUAUUUUGUACCACCAAACUUGCUCGUAUAACUACUCGUCUUAAAUAGGAAAAACGUUGAUGUGUUUGGUCACUUCUAACUUUAUCUCUGAUUGAUACCAUUGAAUGAAUGGGGCUAAGCUAAAUGCUAUCGAAGUGUCGCAGCGCGCUCCAGCGCUUACGUGCACGCACACAGAUGAUAGAGGGAUGUAUCAAACAAUUCUUAGUUAAGGUAAUAACAUAGUUUAAUAUUGAAAAUGAGUAGACUAUUCCUUUAACCUAGGGUUAAAAGCAGGAUUAGAACGAAGAUAACUCGGGGUUAAGCGCCAUGUGAAAAGCCCCAGAGUUAAUAUUUCCAGUUCUGGUUUGAAUUUAAAAAUUUAAAUCAAUAAUUACAAUUAAGUUGUGUUUUUCUUUUUAGACAAUCUAGUGUGACAACUUACCUGCUGAUGGGGCAAAUUGUCACAAGUGAACAUUUUCUAUUUAACAGUCUAAAACUCCAUAAUGAGAUAAGAUAUGAAAAUGUAAUGAAUACAACAUAUGUGCCCAAAACUUCCUUCUUUCAUUUGGUAUGAGAUUUAUACCAUUGUUAUAUAUGGUGCUCCGUUUGUGGGCCCCAUUUACUUCCUUUUCCUAUGGAAGUAAAUGGGGUCCACAAAUGGUUUGGUUACAAACAUUUCUCAAAAUAUCUUCCGUUGUGUUCAUCAGAACAAAGAAAUGUAUGCGGGUUUGUAACAACAUGAAAGUAAGUAAAUGAUGACAGAAUUUUCAUUUUUGAGUGAACUAUCCCUUUAAGACAGUGUAAAAGUGUGACAACUUGCCCCGCUCUUUCCUAAUUUAGGGUGUUGAAUUUGCAGUUUGGGUUUCACUGUUUAUCAGUUUCUCCCCCAUCUAGAUGAUAUUUGCGUGGCUUCAUUGCACAGAUUUAUUUUCUGUUUUAUGUGUUGUUUGAACAAAUGAUUUUUAUUUAGUUUCUCAUUUUCCUUUUUCUCUUUUAAAGUACUAAGUUUAUUAAAAUCUUCUUUUAGUGUCUUAUAGUCAAUGUAAUGUACAUUGCCAGAUUUAAAUAUAAAUAUGAGGCUAAUAAGAAGUAAGUACACUCUAAAAAUGCUGGGUUAUUUUCAACCCAUUGGGUCAAAAUGGAGAAAGCCAGCCGUUGGGUUAAAUUAACCCAGAAAAUGUUUAUAUUUGACCUAACAAUAACAUUUUGGGCUUAUCCUUUUUGACUCAAUGCUGGGUUGAAAAUAACCCAGUAUUUUCAUAGUUUAUUUUUAUUUAUAAUAAAUAGGCAGAAAAGCUCUCUUUAAUCCUUCCCCCUUUUUUCUCCUUUUUUUGUAUACAGAAUGAGAUUAAUUUGAUGCUGUUCAUUUUUUUCUUAGUUUGACAGCAAACAAUCUAGAAUUGACACGUUUAAUGUUGUAAUGCUCACGGAUUAUGUAGUCUUUCUAUGUAUUAACAGUAACUUUGUAUGUGAGAUAAAUAGGCAUGAAUAUCUCAUGUGUAAGAUGUAUUUGUAAACAGGAUGAACACAUGAAUAAAUCACAAUUUAGAAACUGUUGGUCUGUUGUUG
Molecule: messenger RNA, 3892 nt
Organism: Misgurnus anguillicaudatus (oriental weatherfish)
Lineage: Eukaryota; Metazoa; Chordata; Actinopteri; Cypriniformes; Cobitidae
Gene: cplx4a
Product: complexin 4a
Biological process (GO): neurotransmitter transport; regulation of neurotransmitter secretion; synaptic vesicle exocytosis
Cellular component (GO): terminal bouton; SNARE complex
Molecular function (GO): syntaxin binding
Source: RefSeq, a predicted model, not a curated record